Molecule: messenger RNA, 8099 nt
Organism: Pristis pectinata (smalltooth sawfish)
Lineage: Eukaryota; Metazoa; Chordata; Chondrichthyes; Rhinopristiformes; Pristidae
Product: ubiquitin carboxyl-terminal hydrolase 15
Exons: 23
Coding region: 345-3131 (928 amino acids)
Biological process (GO): protein deubiquitination
Molecular function (GO): cysteine-type deubiquitinase activity
Source: RefSeq, a predicted model, not a curated record
CUCCCGGCAUGCCCCGGCCGGUUGCGGGCGAACAUGGCGGAAGGCGGAGUGGCCGAGUUGGAGACGCAGCGCGCCGACACGGCGGCGCUGAUGAAGACCCCGCUCAAGAAGGGUGACACCUGGAAGUGAUGCAAAAGAACUUCCUGGGCACAUCUGCGAAGAAGAAAUGCAAAAUGGCAUCUCCUUGUGUUCAUAGCCUAAGUGAACUAUCUCCAAUUACUGAUACCAACAAAUUUUGUCAAUUGGACACGAAAAAAAAUGAAACAUAGCGGUAUCUGGUGGAUAGCCGCUGGUUUAAGCAGUGGAAGAAAUAUGUUGGUUUUGAUAGCUGGGACAAAUACCAAAUGGGAGACCAAAAUGUGUAUCCUGGCCCUAUUGACAAUUCUGGGCUCCUGAAAGAUGGUGAUUCACAGGCUCUGAAGGAGCAUCUCAUAGAUGAGCUGGAUUACAUACUGGUACCCACAGAAGGCUGGAAUAAACUGGUCAGCUGGUAUGGAUUGACAGAGAGUCAAGAACCAAUUGCACGAAAGGUAGUGGAACAGGGUAUGUUUGUGAAGCACUGCAAGGUGGAGGUGUAUCUAACAGAACUGAAAUUGUGUGAAAAUGGAAACAUGAACAGUGUGAUAACAAGGCGUUUUAGCAAAGCUGACAUCAUAGAUACAAUUGAAAAGGAGAUGCGGAAAUUGUUUAGUAUCCCAGAUGAAAAGGAAAUUAGAUUGUGGAAUAAGUACAUGAGCAACACAUUUGAACCGCUGAAUAAGCCUGAUAGCACAAUUCAAGAUGCAGGACUAUAUCAAGGGCAGGUAUUGGUAAUAGAGCAGAAAAAUGAAGAUGGAACCUGGCCAAGAGGUCCUUCUCCUAAUAAGUCUCCAAGUACUUCAAAUUUUUCAACAUUGCCAAAGGUUUCCCCUUCAUCUCUGUCAAAUAAUUAUAGCAAUUUCAACAACAGAAAUGUGAAAAAUUCAAACUACUGUAUCCCCCCAUAUUCUGGCUAUAACAGCUACGAUUAUCUAGAACCAGGAAGACACAGUGAACAAGCUGGUCUCUGUGGCCUCAGUAAUUUGGGUAACACGUGUUUUAUGAACUCAGCAGUUCAGUGUCUAAGUAAUACCCCUCCGCUGACUGAAUACUUCCUGUCUGAUGAGUAUGUGGAUGAAUUAAAUCAUGACAACCUACUGGGAAUGAAAGGAGAGAUAGCCAAUGCUUAUGCAGACCUCAUCAAACAGAUGUGGUCGGGCAAAUAUAGCUAUGUUACCCCAAGGGCAUUUAAGACUCAAGUGGGUCGAUUUGCUCCUCAAUUUUCUGGCUACCAGCAACAGGAUUCUCAAGAAUUGCUCGCCUUUCUUCUUGAUGGUUUACAUGAAGACUUGAAUAGGAUUAGAAAAAAGCCAUAUAUUCAGCUGAAAGAUGCAGAAGGAAGACCUGAUGAGGUGGUUGCUAAGGAGGCAUGGGAAAACCACAGGAAACGAAAUGAUUCCAUCAUCGUUGAUAUUUUUCAUGGUCUUUUUAAAUCUACGCUCGUUUGCCCCGAAUGUUCAAAGGUUUCAGUGACAUUUGACCCAUUUUGUUAUUUAACGCUUCCUUUACCCUUGAAAAAAGAGCGCACUUUGGAGGUUUUCCUCGUUGGAAAUGAUCCACUCACCAAACCUAUGCAGUAUAAAGUAGUUGUUCCUAAAAUCGGCAUAAUUUCCGAUUUGUGUGCAGCACUGUCGACUCUUUCACAUGUCCCUGCAGACAAGAUGGUUGUCACAGACAUAUACAACCACCGGUUUCAUAGAAUAUUUUCAAUGGAUGAAAACCUGAGUAGCAUCAUGGAAAGAGAUGAUAUCUUUGUUUUUGAAGUGACUGGCAGUAGGACGGAUGACACGGACAUGGUUGUGAUUCCAGUGUAUCUGCGGGAGAAAUAUCGGCAGCCCAGCUAUGGCCACCACGGCAACACUUGCUUGUUCGGCCAACCUUUUAUGAUAUCUGUGCCUAGAAGCAUAACAGAAGAAAAGCUUUACAACCUAUUACUUAUGAAAAUGUGCCGGUAUGUUAGAACCUACAAUGAAAAUGAAGAUGAGGAAGGAAGCCUUCAUUUUUCCAAAGACCUUGGUAUCAAUGGGAAUGGGCAAAAUGGUGUUCAUGAGGAGGGAUCUCCAAGUGAAAUGGAGACGGAUGAGCAAGAUGAUGAGUCCAGUCAAGAUCAGGAACUUCCUUCUGAAAAUGAGAACAGCCAGUCAGAAGACUCUGUUGGGGGAGACAAUGAAGACUCCGAAAAUGGCAUCUGCACUGAUGAUCCUUGUAAAGGGCAGCUAUUCCAGGGACACAAAAAACAGCUCUUUACAUUCCAGUUCAAUAAUUUGGGGAAUCCGGAUAUCAACUAUGUCAAGGACGACAGGCAAAUCCGAUUUGAAGAUAGUAGGCAGAUCAGGCUUGAUGAGCGAACAUACCUAGCAUUAGACUGGGAUCCUGAAAUAAAAAAGCGAUGGUUUGACGACAAUGCAGCAGAGGAUUUUGAGAAACAUGAAAGCAUGGAAUAUCGGCCUCAGAAAAAAAUGUUUGUUAAAUUAAAAGACUGUAUUGAACUUUUUACAACUAAAGAAAAGCUCGGUGCAGAGGACCCCUGGUACUGUCCAAACUGCAAGCAACAUCAGCAAGCCACCAAAAAAUUAGACCUGUGGUCAUUACCUCCUGUGUUAGUGGUCCACUUGAAGCGAUUUUCCUAUAGUCGAUACUGGCGAGAUAAACUGGACACGCUGGUUGAUUUUCCUAUUAGCGAUUUAGAUAUGUCUGAAUUUCUUAUCAAUCCAAAUGCUGGCCGCUGUGAAUAUAAUUUGAUUGCCGUGUCUAAUCACUAUGGUGGAAUGGGUGGAGGGCAUUACACGGCCUUUGCCAAGAACAAAGAUGACAACAAAUGGUACUAUUUUGAUGACACCAGCGUUUCAUCUGCAACAGAAGACCAAAUAGUGUCCAAAGCAGCUUACGUGCUUUUCUACCAGAGACAAGACACAAUCAGUGGCACGGGCUAUUUUGCACAUGAUCACAGUGCUAAGAAGGAAACUUCUGCUGCUUUAGGCCUCGCUCAGGACAGCGAUGAGGACUGUAAUGAGAAUGACGUAGAGAAUGAAAACUGCAUGCACACAAACUGACAUGUACAAUGCCAUGUAAAACUCUCCAAUGCAGACUCCUGCACAAACACUGAAAAGCUAGAAGCGAACCACAAAUUAGGAGUGAGAGAUCGUACGGAAAAGAGGCACUGCAUCAGUCUGAGCGAGAAGCCAUUUGGAUUUUGUGUCAAGAUAGACUUAAGUGAAUUACUUGAAGCUGAAAUGUGUUAGAAAUGCGAUUAGAAGCUAACUGCAGUAUAUGAUCCAUGAAAUCUAUUUGUCUUACUGAUGUAUGCAGGUUCUUUACACUAAAUAUAUGCAGAGAUAUUUAAGUGGUUCCUGUCUUCUUUUCAAAAAUAUACUGGCUAAUGUUUUCCCAAAAAACGCCAUUUUUUUUAAGUUAGUUUUGUGUCUGUGUGCUAAAGUGUGCAAUGUAUGUGCCCUGCUUCAGCAACAGAGAAUGUGAGCACUUAAACUGAAAGGACGACUGCUUCACUACUUCUCUGACAGUUUGCUGUCGUCCUUGGUUUAAACAAUCAUCACAAAGGGCCAUAGAAGUUAAGGACUAGUGACAGAGCUGCCAGUUGAAAGUGUUGUGCAGUGACUUCCAACUUCCCAUUACGUUGACCCAAACAGGACUGCACCCACAUUGUGAGCUUUCACAACAACGUGCUGCCUGUGGAUGUUUAUAAACUCUACUUUAACCCUUUGAGGACUGCAGUGGCAUUUCUGCACCGAAACAUGAAAUCACAACUGCGUUCGUUCAAAGAAUCAACGGCGGUCCCACUAAAUUUCUCGAAUUCUGCUUUCCAAAUAGUUGUGCGGUGCAGCGUUAGAAAAUCAUUUUUGCCAAUGUUCUGUGACAGAAAACUUAUUUUUGAAAACUGCAAAGAGCUUGCAGUACUCAGGGUUAAAAAUAGAAUGUCAUAACAAUUAAAUUGAUGUGCUGGAUGGUUUUAAUUUGUUCAGCAAACUGAAGUUGCACACUUUCAUUAUAUUGUACAACCAGGGGGCUAUUCAAAUUAUCUUCACGUGUCUAAGUUGGUGUAUUAAAAUUAGACAACUUUAAUAAUAGAGGUAUAAAUUAUAUCAGAUUUGAUAGAAUGUGAGCAAGUGGGUUGAUUUUAUUUUAAUUCCUCUUUGGAAAUCACCAUAGCCUUACUGCAUAUUAAAUUAUGUAUUUGCAUGUUGCAGUUACCAAUUGUGUGUGUGUGUAUAUAUUACAAGGUACAUUGCAUUUCAUUUACUAGAGCUGUAUUCAGGGGCCAGGUUGCCAACAGCUAGAGUGGAAUUUUCAAUUUUUAUUUUUGUGAAUUGCUGCUUUCCAUUCAGUGUAGUUUAAAGGACUUUUUUUCUUGGUUUGUUACUGCUGGUGGCAGAACCUAUAAAAUGCUAAAAGAUUGCUCCUCUCUACCUAAGUCAAUUGCUAUUGUGUCCUAUUGCCAUAAAUGAAAGGAUGGUCUUCACUUUUAAAAGAAAAAAAAACUUUAAAAACUGAUUUGAAUGUUGUAGUGUAUAAAUAAGUUCACUCUGUGAGUGCACUCUUGGUAAAUUAUUUUAUUGAACUGUUAUAGCUAAAAGACAUAGAAACACCUAUAGGCCAGGAUAAGUUACGUAUGUCAAGAAUGGCUUUGCUAGGUAACUUGAUAUUAGUGCUGAUAUUUCUCUCAUGUUUUACAGUCAAUAUCUUUGCCUUUUAAUUUUUUUUUCUUUUUUUGUAAAAUGGAAGAUACAAACCUCCAGCAUGUCAGAGGUAAAUAUUUUGGCUGCACUUCGUUUCAUUUAAUUUUACAUUUGAAACUUGCAUGUUUAUUUAUAUAGAUCUACAAUAAAGUUAUACUGCGCCUUAGUUACAACACUCUGUGCUGGUGGCUGUGUAAAGAGACUGCCUAACUCAUUUGUCACUGGUACUUUGGGGGAGGGGAUGGGGGAGAAUAACUGCACUGGUGUGGCCAGGUAUAGUGUGGUAAUGUAAAAUGUUUUUCAAUGAAGGUUUACAAAGUUUCAUAUUGAGCGUUUAAACAACUUACUCAAUUCAUGUGUCCUUAAUGGGCAAUUUAUUGUUAAGAAAUAUUUGUGGGAACUUUGAAAUAAAACUGCAUAAUUCUUGCGUAUGCAACCAUUGUAAUCUUUACAUAUCAAUAAAAAUAGAAACAAAACAUUUAGAAUAAAGAUCCUGGAAGAUUAAGCUGUUUCAUAAAUAGUGUUGACAUCUCAGUAAUGUGUGAAUCCUCUCUUUAAAUGGCUGUUUGAUCUGUGAUAGGUUAAAAUGUACACUAUGUAUGAUAUCUGACUUGAGAGGAGGAAGGUUAGUUACAAUAGAAAUCACAUAAUUCAGAGACCCAGAAGUAAAUCAUAGGACUAGAAAUUGCUAAUUUCCACUUGAGCUUAUUGACAGCUAAAAUUUCAAAUUGAGUGACCACACAGCACAUCAUUUGGUUUUUCUAAUGGGCAAAAAAAAAAGCAAUCGUUGACACAGUGGAACCAACUGCUGGUUCACUCUUAAUUUCAGAGUAGGAGACGUAGCUCUUCAUUGCCAUACGCAGCCAUAAUUACCAGACAAUCUGUAGACUCGAAGCCUGAACCAUUCCUGCUUCACCAAAAGGAAAGUGUUUGCCUUCAAUCAGCUGUGCACUGACUCUCCACUGGUUGGUUUCUUCUGUUGGGACAGGACGGCAAAUGCGUAGUGUGUCCAUUUGCAAAACUGCAAAAAGAAAAUGGUCGAGAUUAUUGUCUGAAAGAAUUCACUCCAGGUGGAUGGAGUUGGUUUAGGGUGUGUGGGUGCAGGGUAGUUGGUUACAAACUUGGAGAUGCCCAGCAGAACCCAGAAGGAACAUCUGGGCCCUUCAGAAUUCUGCAAUAAGUAGCGUGUUAAUCUGUGUACUGAGAGACGGGCUUUUCUGUUCCCUCCACUACUUAAAACAUCAAUAAUUGUAGAUGGGGGAGCGUGAUGCAGUUCUGCCGGGGGAACUAAUAGUACUGAUCUGCUUUGUAAAGUGUGAAGAUUCUAAAGUGUCAUUCCUUCUAAAGAAAAAGCAUCUUAUCCCAAAACAUUGGUUAGGUCUCUGUUUGCCAUGCCUAUUAUGUUUAUCUUGCAAGCUUGUAGGUGACACAGUUAAUUCAGGGUUUCACAUUCUAAAUUAUGGAAUAAAAUCAGUUGUAUGGCACAGAAACAGGCAGUCCAACGCAUUGGCCUGUUCUGCUUUGCUGACAUAACUAUCCAGCUGAUCCUAACUUCUGGAAUUAUUUUUCCAAGUAACCAUUGAAUCUGCUUUCGCUGCCAUCAUAAACUUGCAUGCUGCAUUAAAAUGAGUCUUCCCACACGCCUGCAAAUUCUUGUAAUAAUUUGCUUAAGUAUGUCUUCUGCUUACUGGCCCUGCACAUCAUGCAUCUUAAGUAAGUGCAUUAACUACUCUGGAUUAGAAACUUUCCUUCCAGACCAGAUAGUGUGGGUCUUGCACAAGUUAGCAAUGGCAUAAAGUUUAUACCUCAAUGAUUGCACUUAAAAUAAGGGGUUAAUGUUCAAAUCUGAUUAAAAUAAUUGAUCAAGAUUUCUAUUUGGCUUCUCAGCUCAUUGAAUCCUAUGUUAGAGGAGGCCACUCAGUCAAACAUACUAAUGUGAGCUCUCUGAAAGAGCUUUUCUAUUAGUACCAAUACCCUGAACAAUGUUUUCUUGUAUAUGUCAUUGUAGUUUUCUUUGUGCUCCUUCUGAAGGUGCAUGAAGCAGUAGAAGCAAUUGCAUUUUGUAGUGAGUCGGUUUUGUUCAAUGGUUUGCUACCUGGCAGUUCAGCAAAGUAUGGAAACAAAUGCUGGAUGUCCCUCAGCUAAACAGGGAUGGGCAGAAACACACACCUCGGGCAGCUUCACUCAGGGGAGAGACGAGAGUUAACAUCGGAAGCCUUGGGUUAAUGUUGAGAGGUGAACAGCAAACAGGUGGGAAAGAGAAGGAACAUGGUUGAAUGCGCAGCUCACGGCUGAUUAAAUGGUACAGAGCAGGGGCAGUCGGACAAAUUCACAAACAUCAAAAGGACCUGGUACGAUGGUGGAAGAAAGGCAGCUGGAGUUAAGGGUGCAGGCCACCUUGCUGGUUGUCCAAAAGGGUUCCACCCCCCCAGUACCAGCCUAGAUCUCCCCCUCCCAGUGGCUCCACUGUUCUACCCCCCCCCCCCCCCCCGCUGUACCAGCCUAGAUCUCCCCCUCCCAGUGGCUCCACUGUUCUACCCCCCCCCCCCCCGCUGUACCAGCCUAGAUCUCCCCCUCCCAGUGGCUCCACUGUAGCCUACCCCUUUUGGAGAAAAUGGAUGCAGUGGUCAAGUUCUAAAGUUUGUUAGACUUGGUGUCAAGGCAACAAAGUGCUUAGUGAAGGAGCAAGUGCUGGUCCUUGAGCUCGCAGUGAGUUUCAUUGUCAAAGUAGGAGAAGUGACUGGAAAAUCAGGGUCCUGGGCAUGGUCUUUUGUGAUUCAAUUUCCAUUUUCCCUCCCAAAUGUAGAAGAACUUUACAACUGCCUGAAUGAAAGAUCGCUUUAUAAAAAGCCCAGGCCUGCUGCAAAUCUGUUCAAUGUCUAAAUUAAAAAUUCCAGUUAUAAACCCCCAUUAACAAAUCUGUCUCAUCAUUUGGCUACUGGAAAACAUUAUUGUGCUAAGGGACGAAUAAUUAUCUCACUGCAAAGGUAGAUGUUGAUUUGCCUCAUACCAGUGAAGAAAUUGCCCACUGUACUAUGUAUAAUUAUCGCAAAACAAAAUUGCCAACCUUUCAGCCUCUAUUUACAUUUGUUUCUUUGAUAUUUUAAAAUGUCUUUCUGCUCAUGUAGAGCGUUCUACAUAUUUAUUAAUGCACAGUCCAGUAAAUGUGAAUGAUUUAAUUUCAGUAUAUACCUAACAAAUGAACAUUUACCAAGAAAGUCAAAAAAUGUCUUUCAGAUUCUUAAUAGUUUGAGAUAUGAGUAUCUAUCAUAAAGCAAUGUACUCAGUGUAAAUCAAUUACAUAAACAGCUGCUGUGUACCUGAGUU